Molecule: messenger RNA, 9637 nt
Organism: Spodoptera litura
Lineage: Eukaryota; Metazoa; Arthropoda; Insecta; Lepidoptera; Noctuidae
Gene: jbug
Product: filamin-type immunoglobulin domains fbug
Biological process (GO): actin cytoskeleton organization
Molecular function (GO): actin filament binding
Source: RefSeq, a predicted model, not a curated record
UGCCUCGCCCGCGCAUGCUCGGCGCCCAUACGCGCACCGACUACACGCAAUACGAACAUUUGUGUGAUAUAAACCUCCAAAACAAACGAAAUACUAGUGCUAACUUAGUGAAGUGACAGAAAGAUCUAGUGAUGUGCCUCUAGUUAUUUACAAAUAAGAUGACAACGAUGUGCAGUGCCAAAGAAACUAAAGUGAUAUUAAAUAGGUGAAAUAUAAAUAAGUGGGAUGGAAGGAGUGAGAGUGACGCACCAGGGGGUGCGGGCGCACUCAGCCGAGGGCUCGGCCGGUCGCAUCACGCAGGCUGGCCUCGCGGCCCGCAGCCCUGAAGGGACGGCCGCCAAGGGCAUGGCCAUCAAAGGCCACGAGGACCUCUGGGUGGAGAUACAGGCCAACACCUUCAGAAAUUGGGUCAAUGAGACCCUGAAGCCAAUGAAUAUAAAGGUAGCAGACCUAGUCGAAGACCUGAGAGACGGCACUGUGUUAUGUGCCUUAGUUGAAGCACUUCAAGGUCGAAGAUUGAAGGGCUGGAGUCGUAACCCCACGAACCAGCACCACAAACUGGAGAAUGUGACCACAGCACUGCAAGCUAUUGAGGAUGACGGAGUCAAACUUGUUAAUAUCGGUAACGUGGACAUAGUGAAUGGGAACUUAAAACUAAUUCUGGGCUUGAUUUGGUCACUCAUUGUCCGCUACCAGAUCGGGCGCAGCAAAUUCCCUCCAAGAAAGUUGAUGCUAUCGUGGCUGCAGGCAGCGCUGCCGGAGUGCCGCGUCAACAACUUGACGACCGAUUGGAACAGCGGGGUUCUGCUCUCCGCGCUACUCGACUACUGCAAGCCCGGCGUUUUCCCGCACUGGCGCGAGCUCAAUCGUCACGAAGCUGUGGAGAACUGUCGGCGCGCAAUGAGGCUAGCCCACCGUGAGCUGGAUGUGCCGAUGGUGUUGGAGCCGGAGUACCUGGCGUCGCCCUGGCUGGACGAGCUGUCGGGCAUGACCUACCUUUCGUACUUCAUGAAGCCCGACUCCGCAGGGUUCAGGGCCACACUGGACUGGGUCAACUCGCGGUUGGAGAGAGGAAUCACUAACUUUACGACGGACUGGAACGACGGUCGAGUGUCAAAUGAGCUAGUGAGGUCUAUUGGUGGACCUGCACCGCCUCCGAGUCGCCUGCGAAGAGACCCUGCGCGCUGGGAAGAGAACAACCAAAUGGCUUUAGACGCGGCUAAGAAAAUUGGGGUGCAUCCAGUGUUAUCAGCUCGUGACUUGAGCCAGAGUGACGUGGAGCACCUGGGGGUGAUGGCAUGGGCCACCCAGCUGAGGAACGUGCCUCCUCGCCCACCAGUACACGACAUGCUGAGGGUUGCUCUGGACUCUACCUCCGGAAGAGUUGGAGAACCUACGUAUAUUAAAAUCGAGAGUAUAUCAAACGAGCUGUCUAUAUCGGACGUCAAAGUGUCGAUAGUGAAUCCUCUGGAGCAAGAGUCCAGGCUGAAACUAGAUGCCCGAGGAGCUGGAGAAUUCAUUCCAGAACAUGCUGGAAUGCAUGAAAUUGUUCUUACAGUCGACGAUAUCAGAGUGGACGGCAGAUACUUCUUCCGUGUGCUGCCGAGGCUUGUGACUGUCCCACCGCCAGGCAUGGCGCCGUGUGCCAUAGGAAGUAUUGUGGAAGUGCUAGUCAGUGCUACAGGAGCGCCAAGAAGAGAAGAUGUGGACGUCACUGCUCAUUCCCCAAGCGGUCGCGCCGUACCUCUGGAGCCGCGUCAUCCACCGCCAUCGGCCCCCGGCACCACCGCCUCCAGUGCCACUUUCCAACCUGAUGAAGCAGGCACCUGGACCAUAGCUAUCACUUAUAAAGGUGAUCAUAUACAGGGAGGCCCAUUUACGUGCGAAGUUUUUGAUCCACAUGGAGUCCGACUGAGCCCUGGUGCUCUAGAAGGUGCUGAGCCCCUCAAACCUCACUCUUUCGAGCUGGAUACCAGCGGCUGCGGAGUGAAGGGUGACCUACAACUGGACAUAGUUCACGACAAACGAAGCGUCAUGUGUGCUCUUGAGAAACUGUCUGCUACUAAAUACCGCGCUACAUUCAUGCCAAAGGCACCUGGGAAACACAGGUUGUAUAUCUACUUCAACGGAUACGAUGUCCACGGCUCCCCGCACAUGUUUCGAGUCGGCUCCCGGUCUAAGAAGCCCCGAGACAGCUCCAGUCCGUCGCCAGCUUACGCGAGAAUAUCUAGUCCAGUAACUCGCGUCAGAUCAGAGAGUCCGAUGAACCAAUACAAUUUGUACGAAUCAAACGCUAAGCACAGUACGAGCUCAGUGGACCGGCGCGAGGAGAGACGUGAUUCCACCGAAUAUUACAAGUCCUCGUACGGAACCGAGCCCAAGGAGAAAAAUUACGACGUGACCGACUCCGCGUACUCGACAUCAAAAGCUACGAAAAAGGAAACGUACACAAGAUACGGUUCAGAGAGCCCGAGGAACAGGACAGCAAGUCCGAUAACAACAAAACAUUUAGGAAACGGGUCUCGGUUGGACGUCAAUAGGUCCGCGAGCCCGUAUCGAGCGAGCUCCCCAUACCGCGCCACGAGCCCGGUCGGCCGGACAACGAGCCCUCUCGCCAGGAAAGACAGCCCUUUGAACAGGACAGCCAGUCCAAUUAACAGAGUCAACAGUCCAACGGACCGGUACAGCCCUGUGACCACAACGAAGCGUGUUGUGGAGAAGCGGUCGAACUAUAGGAUGUACAGCUCAUACAGCGGAUCCCAGGACAACCUGGACCAGGCCAGCCCUCUCUCCUCCCUGGAGGGCGACCGCGCGAGGAGGCUUGGCAGCCCCAGUGCAGGCGAUCCUGGCGGGAAGUCGUAUCACCAGAGAAGGGACUGGGACAGCGUGGAAAAAACAAGACAAAUGAUGAGCGCUAACAGCCUCGAGUCUCCUAAAAGCCCAUCGGAGCGGGUGCCCGGGCAGAGCACCCUGGACCGCGAGACUAAACGCAACACGCAGCUCAACAAGUUCACCGACUACUCGCGCGACUCCUUCAACCGGCAGCUCGACCGGUUGGCCGACGACAGAGACUCCGACACCUACACCAGUCGACAAGAAUUCAGUAAACGCGAGGUGCGCGAGAGCACAUACGUGGUGCGUGACUCGUCGUACAGCAGCGUGGAGGAGAAGCAGCAGCAGUCUUUUUUAUCCAAUAGGCCCCCCCGCGACCCUACCGGGGGGGCCCGCUCUGAGACGGACGCCGCACACGCACGUUUCAGACCAAUUAAAAGGGACAAUAAUAGAGGUGCCAAAGGAAUAAUUGUAAAACCGUCUUACAAAGGAGUUGUGGGACAACCAGUUGAAUUCAUAGUGGACGGAAGUAUGGCGGGGCCCGGUCACCUUGAAUUAGAGGUAUCGGGCGGCAACGGGGCCCUCGUGGCGAGCUCCGUGAGACCCCUCGGGGGUCACAGGUACGCGGCCGCCUUCACACCGCGCCUGCCACGACCCCACACCGUGAGGGUCACAUUUAACGAUGAACAUGUGCCAGGUUCUCCGUGGAAGGUCGAGGUGAUGGCAGGGCCGUUGGGCGGCGGCGGAGGGGAGCCCACUCGGCUGAUCCCUGCUAGAGUACCAGCCGUAUUUGAAAUCUCCACCUCAUCAGGUGAUUCUACCUUCAGCAAGAAUGAGGUUGGCGUUACAGUAACUGCACCAUCCCGAAGGCCAGUGACCGCUCGUGUGUUGGACAUAGCAGAGAGACCAGGGGUUUUCCGCAUCGAGUUUACUCCUGAGGAAGUCGGAACUCACCUUAUCGAUGUAUCUAUCGCUGACGACAAAUUAGCUGCAGCCCCACUAGUGGCCAAAGUGUACGAUGCCAGCCUCAUCAAGGUGACAGACGUGGGCAACGCGGUUGUCGGACAAGAUUGCCAAUUCAGAGUGGAUGCUAGUGCAGCUGGAGAAGGACAGUUGGAAAUCUCAAUAAAUGAAGGCGAAGUUCCUAAUCACGUGCAGGUGGUUGGGGGAGGACGAUGUCUUGUAUUCUGGCGGCCGGAGACGGCGACCCCGCAUAGAGUUGACAUAAAAUUCAACGGUGAACCAGUGCCAUCUUCUCCAUUUAUAUUCCACGUGGCUCCAGCACAGAGAGUCACUAUAGAUACGUCACAAGUUGAACUGAUCCCCGUGGGCGAAUUAGCAUCAUGUUCAGUUCGAGUGGAAGGUUCUGCGGGUGGCGAGUUAACAGUUACUGUUCGAGGUCCGAGGGGCGAAGUGCCAGUGCGUUUAACGGGAGACGCUGUUACCGGUCUGGUGGCAAGCUUCACUCCCAAAAAUGUUGGACCACAUACACUUACUGCCCAAUACAAUAAUCAAAUAGUUCCGGACACACCAUUUGUAUGCAAAGCAUAUGACAGUAAGCUAGUGAGUGUGAGUGGAGGAAAUGCUGCAAGAGUGGGAGUACCAGUCCAGUUAGCAGUGGAUGCUGCUCAGGCUGGCGAAGGCAACCUUGAGAUCACCGUUGCUGCCAGAGGACUCAACAUUCCUACACAAGUACAUCCUCAGGGAAAUGCCCGCUUCACAGUAUCUUUCACACCUACAGAGGCCUGUGACCAUGUUGUCAAUGUAUCUUUUAAUAAAAUGCGUGUCCCUGGAUGUCCACUAGUGAUACAAGUAUCAGAAGGUGGUGGUGGUGGGGCUCGUGUGACAGUCCCAGGACCCGUGCCUCUGCAUCAGAGCGCAUCACUCACUCUACAGCACCCUUCCGCCUCGCUUGACCAGAUCGAAGUCAAUGUUGAGGGGCCCAACGGGGCGUCGGUCCCGGCCGCCGUGUCCGCGGCGGGCGCCGGACUCUUCCGCGCCGACUUCGUGCCGCGCGCCGUCGGCGAGCACCGCCUCAACGUGCUCGUCGACUCCGUGCCCAUACCUGCCAGCCCCUUCCAUCUCAAGGUGUACGAUGUCACCGCCAUUAGAGUUAAAGAUGUCACACACGGCACAGUUGGAAAACCGGUCACAUUUUUGGUGGAGACGAUGGCAGCAGGGCCGGGUAACUUAGAAGUGACGGUGAACGGAGGUCGCGUCCCCACUGCGGCGGCGGCGCAGGGAGCUCAUACAUACGCCAUCAGCUUCACGCCGCGAGACCCGCGCCCUCAUACUGUCGAACUUAGGUUCAAUGGAGAUCAUGUGCCUGGUAGUCCAUUCGUGUGCCACGUGUCGGCCCCGGCGCGUGUGAUAGGCGCCGGUUCAGGCGAGUCCCCGGACAAGGUGUCGGUGGGGGAGGCGUACAGUUUCAGCGUGGACUCGCCCACGUCACCACACGUUGAGGUCCUAGGACCUGCGCGCAGACCCGUGCCUGUACAGGUGUCAGCUGAAGAGACAAUAGGUGAGAAUGAAGCCAGUAAACGAUACACAAUAUCUUUCGUACCUGUCGACGUCGGCGAUCACAGUAUUGAGGUGCGGGCCGGUGCAAUGGGUGGUCACGUAGAAGGCAGUCCGUUCCUGGUGAAGGCGUACAGCGCGGCGCGAGUCAACGUCACCGACAUAUCGCCCGGCGUCGUCGGCAGACCUGUCUCGUUCACUAUCAACGCCUCACACGCUGGUGCUGGCAAUCUAGAAAUCAUAGUCGCCGUGAACGGGCGUAAUGUGCCAAAUUAUGUACAAAGUGAAGGAAACGCUCGGUUCAAGGUGAACUUCAAGCCAGUGGAAGCAGCCCCGCACACGCUGUCGGUCCGGUUCAACGGGCAGGCAGUGCCGGGCUCGCCGUUCUCGUGCGCGGUGUCGGCGCCGCCCGCCGCGGCCGACGCGCGCGCCGCCGGCCCUGGACUCGUCUCCACGCCGCGAGCCGAGCCUGCUGAGAUACAGCUUACUGGAUUCCAUACCGGCGAGCCGACAGUGUACGUAGCCGGUCCGGGCGGCAGUACGGUCCGGUCGCGCGUGUCUCCGUCGGGCGAGGGUCGUUACACCGCCACGUACACGCCCGAGGCAGUGGGCCGACACACUGUACAGGUCACCUGUGCAGGACGACACGUACCGGGCUCACCCUUCACCUGCAACGUUUAUGAUGUGCGACGAGUCAGGGUUACUGGUUUAGGACCUGGAGAGUUGGAGGGUACUCUAGAAGGGCUGAGUCUAGAUGAAGUAGCAGAGGAGGAGCGCGGCGUGGAAGUUGGCAAGCCGGUCACGUUCAGUGUGGACGCGGCCGGCGCGGGGGAAGGGACGCUCGAACUCGUCGUCUCUACACCAUCCACGACUGUCAAGGCGGAGGUGGUAGCAGUGGCCCGUGGCCUGUACGACGUAACAUUCGUACCAGUAUCCCGCGAGCCGCACCGUGUCUCCGUCACGUUCAACGAGCAGCCCGUGCCCGGCAGCCCCUUCGUCUGUCGAGUCAGCGAGCCACAUACAUACGUACAAAUUGGCGGUAUAGCAUCAGUGGAAAUAGACGAGACCAUAUCCGACGUAGAAGUUAUAUCACCAACGGGGACGCGGGUAGCUGAGGCCCACUUAGAAGACACAGGACUCUUGACGUUCCCCGCUAGUCGUGUGGGUCGGUAUGUGGUGAGGAGUUCACGAGGACCGAUAGCUGAUGUAGAAGCCCUCGAUCCGUCUGCUGUCAAAGUACUGUCUAUUGGAGAUGCUGUGGCUCAUCGACCUGCUAUACUAACUGUGAGCACGGCGGGCGCGGGCAACGGGCGUCUGUCGGGGCGCGUGUGGUGCGGCGGCGCGGGCGUGCCGCACUCGGUGCGGCGGCGCGGCGGCGCGCGCCAGGAGCUGGUGUGGCACCCCGCGCGCGCCGCGCCGCACCGCGUCACGCUGCACUGGAGCCACGCGCCGCUGCAGCUGCAGCCGCUCGUGCUCGACGUGCUGCCCGCGCACCACGGACAGGAGGUCUCAGCAUCCGGGCUCGGUUUAUACCAGGCACAAGUGAACAAGGUCGCCUCGUUCAGUAUCGACACCCUGGGCAGGCCGGCGCGGGAGUUCGAUGUAGUGGUGUCGGGGCCUGGGUCUAGAGCACUGCCCGUCCGAUGUUACCAGACCAAGUCCGGAUUGUUACAAGCUGAAUACACUAUCACUGAUGUCGGACAGAGUACUAUAGAGGUGCUGCACCUAUCGAAACCUGUGUCUGGCAGUCCGUUCACCUGCGAAUCAUUUGAUCCCAACAGAGUCAUCAUAUCUGGACUACCCACAGGGAAUCUUAUUGCACAAACACCCAUCAAUUUCACAGUUGACACAAAAGACGCUGGUGUAGCGGAGCUGGAAGUGAUAUGUGAAGCGAUGGGCGAGCGACGCAUUCGACUGCCGGUCGAUAUACGGGAGGACGGACACACGUACAGGGUGCGACUCAGACCUACCAUGCCGGCGCACUAUAGGAUCUAUAUCACUUAUGGAGGCGCGAAUGUGUCGGGCAGUCCAGUGUCGCUGGGCGUGCUGAGCGCGCGCAGUAGUGCGGGCGCGCGCUGCGCCGGCACCGGCCUGGCGCACGCACACGUCGGCAAGGAGGCCGCCUUCACCAUCGCAUGCGCAGAGGACGCGCCGCCCACCGUGCAGGUGGAAAGACUAACAUCAGAAGAGAAAGAAGACGACACGGACACAGGUCUGCUAGAGUGUCGCGUGGUGGCCGGCGCGGCUAAGGAGUGGUUGUGUGCUUACAUACCACUCGUCGUGGGACUGUACGAGGUCCGAAUAUUCACCGCCACUGGACCUCUGCCUGGCAGCCCCUUCUCUGUCAAAGUGAUAGACACAUCAGCGAUCGUGCCAGUGGGAGGAUGGGGCGCGGACAACUCAGGACGAGUGAGGGCUCCUUCUAAACUGGUGCUCGACACUAGCAACGCGGGGCCUGGCACGCUCGAGUGCUUACUGGCCGGCAGACAUCAACGCGUGGAGACAGUGUCGGGGCGCGCCGUGGUGACGCUGGCGGGCGGCGGCGCGGGCGGCGAGGCGGAGCUGGAGCUGACGUACAACGGCGCGCUGGUGGCGGGCGCGCCCCGCCGCGCGCUGCUGGCGCCCGCCGCCAGCGCAGACCGCGUCACGCUGGCGGGCCGGGGGCUGGCCAGCGCCGCGCCGCAUACUCCCGCCGUCUUCACCAUCGACGGCAGUGCAGCAGGGCCGGGUGCUCCGGAAGCGUCCCUGGCGGCCCCGGACGGCGACAACGUCCCGGUGGCGCUGGCGGCGGCCGGCCCCGGCCUGUGGCGGGCCACGUACACGCCGCGCCGCCCCGGGGAACAUCAGCUCCGGGUGCUGUGGGCGGGACGACUUGUUAAAGGUUGUCCCCUGACGGUGUCGGUCGCGGCGGGAGCGGUGGGCGACGCGUCGCGAGUAGUAUGUUCGGGCGCGGGGCUGGCGGGCGGCGUGCUGGGCCGCGACAUACGCGCCUGGCUCGACACGCGCCGCGCCGGGCCCGGGGAACUCACCGCGCACUGCACCGGACCCAACAAGGUGGCGUACUGCGAGCUGUACGAGCACGGCGACGGCACGUUCACGUUGAACGUGAAGCCGGCGGAGGCAGGCAGACACAUGCUCAGCAUACAGUUCGCGGGGGAACACGUGCCCGGCUCGCCAUUCGUACUCAAAGUCGCCGGCGCCCCCGACCCAUCCAAGGUCCGUGUGUACGGGCCGGGCGUGGAGCCGGGCGUGCUGGCGACGUUCCAGUCGCGGUUCCUGUGCGACACGCGCGGCGCCGGCGCCGGCCAGCUCACCGUGCGCGUGCGCGGGCCCAAGGGCGCCUUCCGCGUCGAGAUGCAGCGGGAGAGCCAGAAGGACCGCACCAUACUCUGCAAAUUCUCUCCCACCGAGCCCGGCGACUACCGCGUGGAAGUCCGAUGGGCUGGCCGGCACGUGCCCGGCUCCCCGUUCCCCGUCAUGAUCUUUGACACGCAAGAGGAACUACGUCGCUACAUGCAAGCUUCAGCCGCUUGACCUUACUAACAAUCUACAAACAGAAUCUCUGUAUACUCAAGAGAAAAAAUAUAGUCGAAUAACUACUAUUUAUUUUUCAAAAGUCAAUAAUAGUUAUUUCCGAGUUUUAUUUACUUCUCCGAGUUCAAAAGUCGUCAAAAAUAUUCCACGCAGCACUCAUACGAUCAUGGGUAUAUUCUGUAAAAAAAGAAAAUACUUCAUAAUUGGAUCUAGUGUUGUCAGUAUGUAUGUAUAAAUAGUUUGAUAUAUUGUAAUCUUAUUAUAAUCGGAGUCGUACUUACGAUUACAUCUGAGCGAACAAAUAUUAUUAUAGUACGUACGAAUGUAGAGGUUUUAUUUAUUUUAUCGUCAAUGUAUAAUCCGUCCAUUUUUGUAAGGUAGUGUAAGCAUUUCCUGCAGUGGUACGAAUAUCAAUAGAAACGACGCCAUUAUCCGAAUAUAUUUAAAUUAUAAAUUAAUUAAUAUAAAUUAAUAGGUCUAAUCGAAUCUCUGUAUUGUUUAUAAGUACAUACAUUCUAAUGCAAAAUUCUAAAUGUAAUUUAAGAGAUAAUGCAUAAUAAUUUGUUUGUUAAUAUUUAUUAAUAACGACACUUAGUUUUACAUCAUUUAACUUAACUAUUGUAACUAACGAGGUACUUGUUUAUUUGUUAUUACGGGGCCAACUUCUAACAACCAUACCGAUGUGAAUUUGGCCCCGUAAGCUGCUGAAUUAUUCAGUUACUAAUUGUUAAUAAAUUGAACUUUAUAAAGAAAA